Messenger RNA from Talaromyces marneffei, 1749 nucleotides. RefSeq lists its product as uncharacterized. Gene Ontology annotation, molecular function: monooxygenase activity; iron ion binding; heme binding. The record is from RefSeq and is a predicted model, not a curated record. Lineage: Eukaryota; Fungi; Ascomycota; Eurotiomycetes; Eurotiales; Trichocomaceae. The coding region runs from base 1 to 1749 and encodes 582 amino acids. The transcript has 2 exons.
AUGGACUCCCAACCCUCACCACCACACACCCUAAUCCAAACAGUCAAAGAAAGCGCCGAGCAAUACUCUCUUUUCAUCCUCGUGGCUAUUUUCAUAUUCUCCAUCCUCUCAACCCGCGCCAUCACCGGACUCCAAAGCCAAAGCCAUGCAGACUCUGCGGACGGUGAGCCGCGCCGUGUGCGGAAACUGCCGUAUUGGAUACCGGGACUAGGGCAUGCGUUUUCUUAUUUCUGGCGGCAUCGCGAUUUCUUACUUGAUGCUCGAAAAACUAUGAAUGAGCCUGUUGUGGCUCUUCAAAUGGGGCUGCAGACACAGUAUCUUGUGUACUCACCAGAUAUGAUCAGAACACUCAUCAAGAACGGCGACGCUCGUUUGAGAGUUUAUUUUCCGAGAGUUAUGGAGAACUUUGUAGGCGACAGUGGUGCUUUUCGCAGGUUGUCGCCACAGGCCCGGCAGGCGGUCAACGCUACAUUGACACUUCUUACCCAAGAAUCAUAUCUGUCGAAAUUUACAAUUACAUUAGCUAAAGUUCUGGAGCGCGAGACUGCGAAUUUUGUCUCGUUUAAUAGAAGUCUGGUCGAUCAAAUGGUUUGGGAACGCAAUACUGAUAUUGUGGUGGAGGACGGCAAUGGCGUCAACUCGCAAAGCUGCCAAGUGGGAUUAUUUGCAUUGACUAGGAGCUUUGCAAGCCACCACAUUGCCUAUGUCCUUAUGGGACAAGCACUAUUGGACUUCCAUCCCGGACUUGUGGAAGACUUGACGAGCUGGGACCAGGAAUAUGUGCGAUUAGUCGCCGGCGCUCCGCGAUGGAUUCCAUCACCGGGUAUUUCUGCUGCAUACGCUGCUCGAGAUCGCGUCCAAAAGACCAUAUCAGUGCUCCAAGCCUCCUUUUCUGCGCUUGAAGACGGCCGAAACGCUCCUCUGGAGUUCCGGGACUUGGACGACGUCUCGGACAUUGUACAGGAACGUAUGCGAUGUUGGCGAACAUCAGGACUCUCAGCUUCUCUAAGCGCUCGAUUAGAUGCCUGGUUAUUAUGGAAAAUAACUACAGAUGCAUCGAAACUGGUGUUUUGGAAUAUACUGCACAUCUUCUCAGAUCCUGAAUUGUUGUCUGCCGUGCGAAAGGAAAUUGCGCCUCAUAUCAAAGUCUCUCGCUCAGAUCCAAAAGUGACUGGUCUGCCUAUAGCGGAACCCCCGAUAUUAUCGAUUGAUACGGAGAAGCUUUUCACGGGCUGUGUGUUGUUGAAAGCGACGUAUGCUGAAACGAUACGUUUGGACGCGAAUCCGGUUUCUUAUCGACAGUUGACUGCAAAUCUCACUCUGACCGAGUCAAAGGAAGAUGCAACUAUUUUUGGUCGUGACAGCGAAAAGCAUCCCCGAUCCUACCAAUUUUUCAAGGAUGACAUUCUAGGUCUCGCCAGUGGUGCACACCAUGUCGAUUCGAGAUAUUACCGGGACUCGAAACGUUUUACACCUCACCGAUUUCUUUCCAGGGCUGCUACUCCUCCUUCAUCGCCCCCGGCAAAGGAAACUUUUGGCUGGCAAACAGUCCUACCAUUUGCCGGAGACGAGACUUUUAGUGCUCUGAUCGAAAGAGAAGUCAUGCUGAUCACAGCUUCAAUUAUUUCACUAUGGGACGUUGAAUCUGUGGGCGGUGGAAAGGAACUGAAGGUGCCAGGUCAUAGCUUAUCGGCGAAUGCGUUUUUGCCUUCUUUUGAUGUCAAGGUUCGAUUAAGGCAGCACGAAUAG